Macaca mulatta (Rhesus monkey) is the source of this 1134-nucleotide messenger RNA. The record is from RefSeq and is a predicted model, not a curated record. Lineage: Eukaryota; Metazoa; Chordata; Mammalia; Primates; Cercopithecidae.
UUACUUAGUACAAGAUAUGUCUGGGCGCGGCAAAGGUGGGAAGGGUCUGGGCAAAGGAGGCGCUAAGCGCCACCGCAAAGUCCUGCGCGACAAUAUUCAGGGUAUCACCAAGCCAGCCAUCCGACGCCUGGCACGGCGAGGAGGCGUUAAGCGCAUCUCAGGCCUUAUAUACGAGGAGACGCGCGGAGUUCUUAAGGUGUUUUUGGAGAAUGUGAUCCGCGAUGCAGUUACCUACACGGAACAUGCCAAACGCAAGACAGUCACGGCCAUGGACGUGGUUUACGCGCUCAAGCGCCAGGGUCGCACCCUCUAUGGCUUUGGCGCGAUUCUACAUAAGCAGUCUCUAAGGUUUAUUGCGGUUCGGUGCCCCUUUCAGCAUUACUUAGUGGUUAAAAGUGUCGCCUACUUAGCAAUGGCACGGACAAAGCAGACAGCUCGCAAGUCCACCGGCGGCAAAGCGCCGCGCAAGCAGCUGGCCACCAAGGCGGCUCGCAAGAGUGCUCCGGCCACCGGUGGAGUCAAGAAGCCCCAUCGCUACCGCCCCGGCACCGUGGCUUUGCGCGAGAUCCGCCGCUACCAGAAGUCAACUGAGCUGCUAAUCCGGAAGCUACCUUUUCAGCGCUUGGUACGGGAGAUCGCACAGGACUUUAAGACCGACCUGCGCUUCCAGAGCUCGGCGGUGAUGGCGCUGCAAGAGGCUUGCGAGGCCUACCUGGUGGGGCUAUUUGAGGACACCAACCUGCGUUGUGUACGACUCGUCUUGCUCAUCAUGUCUGGCCGCGGCAAAGGCGGGAAGGGUCUUGGCAAAGGCGGCGCUAAGCGCCACCGCAAGGUGCUGCGUGACAACAUCCAGGGCAUCACCAAGCCGGCCAUCCGGCGCCUUGCUCGCCGCGGCGGCGUGAAGCGCAUCUCUGGCCUCAUCUACGAGGAGACCCGUGGGGUGCUGAAAGUCUUCCUGGAGAACGUGAUCCGGGACGCUGUGACCUACACGGAGCACGCCAAGCGCAAGACGGUCACCGCCAUGGAUGUGGUUUACGCGCUGAAGCGCCAGGGACGCACCCUCUACGGUUUCGGCGGUUAAGCGUCCUAGUCUACCAAGAAAAGGCCCUUUUCAGGGCCCCCACUUUCUCAGUU